Molecule: messenger RNA, 2305 nt
Organism: Drosophila subpulchrella
Lineage: Eukaryota; Metazoa; Arthropoda; Insecta; Diptera; Drosophilidae
Product: ATP-binding cassette sub-family G member 4
Exons: 10
Coding region: 272-2305 (677 amino acids)
Cellular component (GO): plasma membrane
Molecular function (GO): ATP binding; ATP hydrolysis activity; ABC-type transporter activity
Source: RefSeq, a predicted model, not a curated record
GCCAGUCAUUCGGUCAGAACUCGAGCAGGCUGUCAGUCGUGUGUGUACUGUGUACUGCUUUCCAUCAAUUGAAAAUCUGAGUUCGUUUUCGGGCUGCGCAUAGACAUCGAUCGCUCAUUCCUGGUUUAGUCGGGGAAAUGAAUUUCAUUUAAAAAGUUCUUCGGUCAGUACGGAAUUCGUUUUCAGAACAAAGGGAGGGCGCUAUUCCUGGUCCCAGCUACGCGAGCAAUGACAUCGGAUAGCAGCAAAGACGCUGCCUAGAAAUAUCAAGAUGCAAACUGCUAGCAGCCUUAAGGGCAGCACAAACUCCCAAAACAGUUCCCUUCAAUACAGCAGCGACAUCAACGCCAUAAGCCUCGAGCCCGAUCAUUCGGAGGACUUUCAGUCAGUCAAUGGACUCAAGUAUUUGCCAUCCUGGCCAGCGGUAAAUUUGCAGUUUACGGAACUGAGCUAUGACGUGCUCGACCAGAACAAUGCUUCAAAGACAAAGACGAUUUUGCGGGGAGUCAACGGGAUGUUUCACGCCCACGAACUUACGGCUAUAAUGGGACCUUCAGGAAGUGGUAAAACCACACUGCUGAACCUUUUGGCAGGUUUUGGCGCCGUCAGCAGUUCCGGCGAGAUUUUGGUCAACAACAGUCCACGGGAUAUGAGAGUCUUCCGCAAAAUGUCCCGGUACAUAAUGCAGACAGAUGUUCUGGAUCCGCAGUUUUCGGUACACGAAAUGAUGCUUUUGGCGGCAAACCUGAAGUUGGGGAAUGAACUCAAUCUUAAGCAAAAACUCGAAUUGAUUGACGAAAUUUUGGGAAUGCUGCGCCUAAAAGGAUCCCAAAACACCAUGGCCCCUAAGCUCUCGGGCGGUGAGCGAAAGCGUUUAUGCAUUGCCCUCGAGCUGGUCAACAACCCGCCUGUCAUCUUUCUAGACGAACCCACGACCGGCCUGGAUGAUUUGUCGAGCUCUCAGUGCAUUGCCCUACUGAAAAUGUUGGCCGCCGGAGGACGCACUGUGAUCUGCUCAAUCCACACGCCAUCCGCUAAGAUCUUUGAGAUGCUCGACGCAGUCUACGUCCUCGCAGAGGGCCAGUGCAUCUACCAAGGAAGAGGCUCCAAUAUUGUUCCCUACAUGGAAUACCUGGGGCUACGCUGUCCAAUAACCUACAACCCGGCAGACUUCAUCAUCGAAGUGGCAUGCCUCGAGUACGGAGAUUCCUAUCACGAGCCAAUGGUAGAGGCCGUUGGGAACGGCAAGGUUGCGCGAUGGACUCCUCCUUCAGAGGACGGAAAAGUGACACCCACCAAAACCGACACCACAUCGGGAGCGUCGUCGUACUACGAAAUGGACCAGUUUGAAGAGGAGAUCAGCCCAAAGCUUUUGCAAGCCAAGUGUAGCUGGUGGAUGCAGUACAAAUUGCUAUUAAUACGAAUGCUGAUCCAAAUGUGGAGGGACAAGUCGUACAUCAAGCUGAAGUUCUACAUGAACAUCGUUCUGGCGUUACUGGUGGGGUCACUCUACUUUGGAAUGGGUACCUCGGCCUCUAAAGCGCUUUUCAAUUUCGGUUUCAUGUUCACUAUUGUGAUAGCAUACCUGUACCUGCCUAUGAUGCCAGUGCUCCUCUACUUUCCCACGGAAAUAAAUCUGUUGAAGAGGGAGUAUAACAACCAGUGGUACCGUCUAAGCUCCUAUUACGCUGCAAUGAUUUCGUCGAAGCUGCCAUCAAUGUUCAUUCUAGCAGUUAUAUACCUAUCCAUUGUGUACUUAAUGUCCAGCCAACCUCUUGAAUGGUUCCGCUUUGCAAUGUUGUUUACAAUAGCUUUUGUUACUGCCUUAACUUCGGACAGCUUUGGCUUGUUGAUCUCCAGUAGAUUAAGCUUGGUGAAUGCAAUGUUCAUGGGGCCAGUGCUAGCCGUGCCUCUGAUUCUGCUUUCUAUAUACGGCAUAGGGUACGGCGGAGGAACCUACAUAUCACCCCUUAUGAGGUUUCUGAUGCAUCUUAGCUACCUUCGCCAUGGUAUGGAAGGCUUAGUCGCGUCCCUGUAUGACUACGGGCGCGCCGACACAAUUUGCGAGGACACGGAAAUAUUUUGUUCCUUCAAAAAGUCCAAGGUCCUUCUAGCCUUCCUUGGUUUUGAGCACAUGCACUAUUUGUGGUCUCUCACCUGCUUGAUUGGCUUCUAUUUGCUUUUCACUGUUGCAGCGUAUAUUAUGAUAAGACAACGGCUGAAAAAAUCAUCAGUCAACCCGAUUUUCGCAUACGUCCUACAGCUGUUAACUAAAUAUUUUAACUUUACUUCGUACAACUAUUAA